GUCAACUGGAAUGGAUAUACUCUUAUGUGGAAUUUGUAAAUAAAGGAUUCAAGAUGAGGCUGUAUUGCCUGUCCAGUGAGCCAACAAAGCCAUGCUUGGUUCUAACUUUCAAAGGAACCACACUGAUGUUGGAUUGCGGUUUAAACAUGCAAUCCAUUUUACAUUUCAUGCCUUUGCCUAUGGUUCCUAGCAACAAGUUUAAUUCCUUGUCGACGUGGCUGCCGCGCAAUGAUAAUCAGCAAGAUUGGCAAAUUGAAGGGGAGUUGAAAGAAUGUUGUGGUAGAGUUUUUGUAGAUUCAGUUCCAGAGUUCACUCCCCCUUUGGAGAAAAUAAUUGAUUUCUCAGAGAUUGAUGCCAUUUUGAUAUCCAACUAUACAUGUAUGCUCGCAUUGCCGUUCAUAACGGAAGGCACAGGUUUUAAAGGUAUAAUAUAUGCUACCGAACCAACAUUGCAAAUUGGACGGUUUUUUAUGGAGGAAUUAGUAGAAUUCAUCGAGCGGACUCCUAAGGCGACAAUGGCCAAACAUUGGAAGGACAUGUUACAUACGUUGCCAUCUCCAUUAGCUGAGGUUGUUAAACCAAAAUCCUGGAAGCAUAUUUAUUCCAUAUCGGCCGUGAAUUCAGCACUAUCAAACAUUCAAAUGGUUGGAUAUGAUCAAAAGCUGGAUAUAUAUGGUGCUUUAACAGUGACACCAAUCAGUUCGGGAUUUUGUUUAGGUAGUAGUAAUUGGUUGAUCUCUAGCGACCAUGAAAAGGUUGCUUUUGUCAGCGGUUCGUCUACACUGACUACUCAUCCAAAACCCAUGGAUCAAGUCACGUUGAAGCACGCAAAUCUAUUGAUUUUGACAGGCUUAACACAAACACCAACUGCCAACCCAGACACAAUGCUUGGGGAAUUGUGCAUGACUGUUGCUGUGACUCUUAGAGCUGGUGGAUGCGUCUUGAUACCUUGUUAUCCCUCCGGCGUGAAUCUGGACAAGUCAGGCUUCACGCAAGUGCCUCUAUUCUUCAUCUCACCUGUGGCCGAGACAUCCUUGGCUUAUUCGAAUAUUCUUGCUGAAUGGCUGUCGACAAAUAAACAAAACAAAGUUUAUCUUCCAGAGGAACCGUUUCCACAUGCUUUCCUCGUGAAGAAUGCUCGAUUGAAGCAUUAUACAUCUACAUAUGCUGAAGGAUUCAGCAGUGAUUACAGACAGCCUUGUGUCGUCUUCUGCGGCCAUCCCAGCCUUCGAUUUGGCGAUGCCGUGCAUUUUGUGCAGUUAUGGGGCAGCAAUCCUUUGCAUACCGUAAUUUUUACCGAACCUGAUUUUCCAUAUUUGGAAGCCCUCGCACCUUUCCAACCGUUGUCUAUGAAAGCAGUGCACUGUCCCAUCGAUACCUCUCUGAACUUUACUCAGGCUAAUAAACUCAUACGAGAUUUGAAGCCAGAGCAUUUAGUAAUUCCGGAGGUUUACACACAGCCCCCCGGGAUGGCACCGCAUAGAACGGAUCUUGUCAUCGAAUCCAUUGGGGAAAAACCCUUGAUUACUUUCAAACGCGGAGAAGUGAUAAAAUUGCCAUUAAAGCGGAAGAAGGGCCGUGUGUUUAUUGAGCCGGAAUUAGCUAGCAAUAUUGUACCGAGUGAAGUGCGACCUGGCUUGAGUCUGGCAUCUGUUACCGGCGAGCUUGAUGUCAAGGACAACGUGUAUACUAUAAAAAAUGUGGAGGACAAACUGACUGGAAAGAGGAAAAUGUCAUUGGGUUCGCCUGCGCCAAUCAUGGAAGAAGUGCUGAAGGAAAGAAAGCAUGAGUACGGGAAUUUGGAUCCACAAGAAUUGCUGCAAAAGCUCAAUCAGGAAGGCUUUCAUGGAGCCAAAUUACAGCACAGUCCUACCUCUACAAGUAUUCAUUUGCAAGACGAGGACACUCUAAUUCAGAUCGGAGAUAACUCUACGCACAUUUUCUGCAACGGCGAUCAAAAGAUCCGUAAACGUCUCAGGAGUAUAAUAAUGCAGUGUCUGAAAAGAUUUUGA
Messenger RNA from Mycetomoellerius zeteki, 2012 nucleotides. RefSeq names its product integrator complex subunit 9 (gene IntS9). The record is from RefSeq and is a predicted model, not a curated record. Gene Ontology annotation, biological process: snRNA 3'-end processing. Gene Ontology annotation, cellular component: integrator complex. NCBI's taxonomy places the organism in Eukaryota, Metazoa, Arthropoda, Insecta, Hymenoptera, Formicidae.